Messenger RNA from Coprinopsis cinerea okayama7#130, 774 nucleotides. Its product is annotated as RNA binding protein. Gene Ontology annotation, cellular component: U1 snRNP. The record is from RefSeq and is a predicted model, not a curated record. NCBI's taxonomy places the organism in Eukaryota, Fungi, Basidiomycota, Agaricomycetes, Agaricales, Psathyrellaceae. The coding region runs from base 1 to 774 and encodes 257 amino acids. Gene Ontology annotation, biological process: mRNA splicing, via spliceosome. The transcript has 6 exons. Gene Ontology annotation, molecular function: U1 snRNA binding.
AUGUCUGCAGAAACCGCUCAAGCUCCUCCCACCACGACCCCUCCUGGUGCUGUCAGUGCACCCUCUGAAACUCCAGCUCCGGACUACAAAUGCGAAACGCUCUACAUCCAGAACCUGAACGAGAAAAUCAAGCCCGAAGUCCUCAAGACAACUCUGCGAGGGCUUUUCAAGACGUACGGACCAGUCCUGGACGUCGUCGCCCACUCCAACUUGCGUAUGCGCGGCCAGGCGUUUGUCUCGUUCGAGUCGGCUGAUAUCGCUGAGAAGGCGAUGCGGGAGGUGCAGAGGUUCCCGUUGUACUCGAAGCCCAUGCAAAUCUCGUUCGCAAAGACCCGAUCGGAUGCGGUGGUCAAGCAGAAGGAUGCAGAGAAUUUCGACAGUCACAAGGCGCGGAGGGAGGAACAUAAGAAAGCGACGCGCUAUACCAACCCCGUCAAAGCCAAGUUCAAAGCUAAACGCCUCGCAGCUGACGUCGACGGUGGAGCAGCCGCACCCGCAGCUAAACGCCAAGCCAUCCAGAUGCCCGACGAGUACCUCCCGCCCAACAAGAUCCUCUUCGUCCAGAACCUCCCCGAGUCUGUCACCAAGGACCAGCUCACCACCUUGUUCUCGCAGUACCCCAACCUCUACGAAGUCCGUCUCAUCCCCACCAAGAAAGACAUUGCCUUCGUCGAGUUUUUGGACGAAGCGAGUUCUGGCGUUGCCAAAGAUGCGCUGCACAACUUCAAGAUCGAUGGCGAGAACAAGAUCAAGAUCACCUUCGCCAGGAAGUAG